Lolium rigidum is the source of this 1851-nucleotide messenger RNA. RefSeq names its product probable tocopherol cyclase, chloroplastic. The transcript has 10 exons. The record is from RefSeq and is a predicted model, not a curated record. The coding region runs from base 16 to 1434 and encodes 472 amino acids. Gene Ontology annotation, molecular function: tocopherol cyclase activity. Lineage: Eukaryota; Viridiplantae; Streptophyta; Magnoliopsida; Poales; Poaceae.
CCAGAGCCCAUCCAAAUGAACGUCGCCGCCGUCGUGCCGGGCGCGAGGCCAGUGCCCCAUGCGCCGCCACCGCGGUGGUGUCCGCGGGCCCGCCGCAGCCUCUGCCCACGCGCCGCCGCCGAGCCGGCGGCCUCCUCCUCCACGGGGGCGGGGGCGGCGGCGGCGCCCGUCUACGCUCCCACCCCGCGGGAUCGGCCGCUGCGGACGCCGCACAGCGGGUAUCACUACGACGGGACCCCCAGGCCCUUCUUCGAAGGCUGGUACUUCAAGGUGUCCAUUCCCGAGUGCAGGCAGAGCUUCUGCUUCAUGUACUCCGUCGAGAACCCCUUGUUCCGUGACGGGAUGAGCGCGCUCGACCGGGCAGUACACGGGUCACGGUUUACCGGGGUGGGAGCGCAGAUCCUUGGUGCCGACGACAAGUACAUGUGCCAGUUCUCUGAAAAAUCAAACAACUUCUGGGGAAGUAGGCAUGAGCUAAUUCUCGGAAACACAUUCAUUCCCAAUAAAGACUCAACUCCUCCGGAACGGGAGCUCCCUCCUCAGGAAUUCUCCAAUCGUGUUCUGGAAGGCUACCAAGUCACGCCAACUUGGCAUCAGGGUUCCAUUCGUGAUGAUGGAAGGUCAAACUAUGUACCAAAUGUCCAAACAGCUCGUUGGGAGUACAGCACUCGUCCGGUGUAUGGCUGGGGUGAUGUCACAUCUAAGCAGAAGUCGACCGCCGGUUGGCUUGCUGCUUUUCCAUUUUUUGAACCUCAUUGGCAAAUAUGCAUGGCUAGUGGCCUGUCCACAGGAUGGAUAGAAUGGGAUGGAGAACGGUUUGAGUUCGAAAAUGCCCCCUCUUACUCGGAAAAGAACUGGGGUGGGGGUUUUCCAAGGAAGUGGUACUGGAUCCAGUGCAAUGUCUUCCCAGGCGCAUCUGGUGAAGUUGCUGUAACUGCAGCUGGUGGAUUGAGGAAAAUUGGAUUGGGAGAUACCUACGAGAGUCCUUCACUGAUUGGCAUCCAUCACGAGGGAAAAUUCUAUGAGUUUGUGCCAUGGACUGGGACUGUAAGCUGGGACAUUGCUCCUUGGGGUCGCUGGAGGAUGACUGGGGAGAACAAAAAUCAUCUGGUGGAAAUAGAAGCAACCACCAAUGAACCAGGCACUGCUUUGCGAGCUCCAACAAUGGAAUCUGGGUUGGUACCAGCAUGCAAAGACACCUGUUAUGGAGAUCUCCAGGUGCAAAUGUGGGAAAAGAGAGAUGAUGGGAGCAAGGGGAAGAUGAUACUUGACGCCACAAGCAACAUGGCGGCUGUGGAAGUCGGAGGAGGUCCCUGGUUCAACGGGUGGAAAGGCACGACUGCUUCGAACGAGCUUGUGAACAACAUUGUUGGCACUCAGAUCGAUGUGGAGAGUCUCUUCCCGAUUCCAAUCCUCAAACCACCUGGUCUGUAGGCUUAUGAAUGACUGAAGGCAAUCCAGGUCACCUCUCCGGCUCUCCCUGUUGGUCUACCUAAUCCCAUCGGCGAUGCGAUGCAUACAUAUCGAAGAAAAGCGGCAUUUGGUGUUGCUGAUGAUAAACAAACGCCAUGUAGGUGGAAUUAUGUUCCAGAGAAGAGACAGCUGCUCGAUGUUGGUUCGAAUAGUCUGCUUUCGACUGAUGUAAAGCAUAUAGUUUGCGCUCUUGAUUCUGGCCUUUGAGAAAAGAAGUCGUGCAAGUCCUACUUCGAGUAGUACAUUAGUAUUGUUCUUGGGACCAGUCAGCAUUUGUUACGAGAAAACGAAACAUCUGGAGACUUGGUGGGCAAUAUUAUAGAAUAAGGAUAAAUAAGCUGCUGCACCGUGUUGGUGUGGUUCAGUUCAGAGAUCAAA